Messenger RNA from Sardina pilchardus (European sardine), 3963 nucleotides. It is a transcript of the gene sik3, whose product is annotated as SIK family kinase 3. The record is from RefSeq and is a predicted model, not a curated record. Gene Ontology annotation, biological process: protein phosphorylation; intracellular signal transduction. The transcript is spliced from 25 exons. NCBI's taxonomy places the organism in Eukaryota, Metazoa, Chordata, Actinopteri, Clupeiformes, Clupeidae. Bases 10 to 3846 code for a protein of 1278 amino acids. Gene Ontology annotation, cellular component: cytoplasm. Gene Ontology annotation, molecular function: ATP binding; protein serine/threonine kinase activity.
GGCAAGAAGAUGGCGGCCGUGUCAAGCGGAGGUGCUGCUGGGUCCGCUGCGGCCGGGAUUACGCACCCUAGCCGACCGGCCGCAGGUAUUAACGCCCAGAACCGAGCACAGCCAUCACCCGGGGUCAACCACCCCAGUAGACCCUCCCCAGCAACGGGGUGCAUCACCAACCCUGGCCACCCUUCAGGCAGCAGGCCCCCCCCAGCCCGAGUGGGCUACUACGAAAUCGAGCGGACCAUCGGCAAGGGGAAUUUCGCUGUCGUUAAACUAGCAACACAUGUCAUCACAAAAGCUAAGGUGGCGAUAAAAAUAGUAGACAAGACCCAGCUUGAUGAUGAGAACUUGAAGAAGAUCUUCAGGGAGGUCCAGAUCAUGAAGAUGCUGAGACACCCUCACAUCAUCCGCCUUUACCAGGUGAUGGAGACAGAAAGGAUGAUCUAUCUAGUGACGGAGUACGCCAGUGGAGGGGAAAUAUUCGAUCACUUGGUGGCUCAUGGGCGGAUGGCGGAGAAGGAUGCUCGGCGGAAAUUCAAACAGAUAGUGGCGGCAGUGCACUUCUGCCACUGCCGCAACAUUGUGCACCGUGACCUGAAGGCUGAAAACUUGCUGCUGGACCACAACCUCAACAUCAAGAUCGCAGACUUUGGCUUCAGUAACCUGUUCUCGCGAGGGCAGCUGCUGAAGACGUGGUGUGGGAGCCCUCCUUAUGCUGCUCCUGAGCUCUUCGAAGGGAAGGAAUACGACGGCCCCAAAGUAGACAUCUGGAGUUUAGGUGUGGUGCUAUAUGUUCUCGUGUGCGGCGCUCUACCCUUCGACGGCAGCACCCUUCAGAACCUCCGGGCUCGAGUGCUGAGCGGAAAGUUCCGGAUCCCCUUCUUCAUGUCCACCGACUGUGAGUACUUGAUCCGACACAUGCUGGUCCUAGACCCCAGCAAACGCCUUUCCAUGGAGCAGAUCUGUAAGAACAAGUGGAUGAGGCAAGGAGACCCGGACCCUGAGUUUGAGAGGUUGAUAGUGGAGUGUGAGCAGGUGAAGACGGAGCGAGAGACUGAGCUCAUUAAUGAGCAGGUGCUACUGGCCAUGUCAGAAAUGGGUCUGGACCGGGAGCGCACACUGCAGUCUCUGCAUACAGACGCCUACGAUCACUACAGCGCCAUCUACAGUCUGCUGUCCGAACGGCUGAAGAAACACAAGACCCUCCCCCCCACACCGCGGCCCAUGGGCUACCCCCUCAACACUGUACAGGAUCAGGCCGGCCCCGUCAUCCCCCACGUCCAGCUCAUUAACCCAGAGAAUCAGAUCGUUGAGACGGACAGUGGCACGAUGGCUUUGGACAGUGACGAGGGCGAAGAACCGUCGCCCGAGGCCAUGGCUCGCUACCUGUCCAUGCGGCGCCACACGGUGGGCGUGCCAGACCCCAGGGCGGAGAUGCAGGAGGAGCUGCAGAAGUUGGCCCCUGGCUUCCCGCGCGCCGUCCCCCAGCCCCCCUUCCCCACGCUGGCGCCGACCCCCAUGGGCCAGAUGCACACACUCAUGCCCACACAGAGCCUGCAGCCCACCCAGCAGCUGGAGUACAAGGAGCAGUGUCUGCUGCAGCCCCCCACCCUGCAGCUGCUGAACGGCAUGGGCCCGCUGGGCCGCCGCGCCUCCGACGGAGGGGCCAACAUCCAGCUGCACGCCCAGCAGCUGCUCAAGAGGCCUCGCGGACAGUCCCCGCUGGUGGCUAGCCCUCACCCCAUCACAGCUGUGGCUCCUGUGGACGAGGAGAACUCUGACGGCGAGCCAGACCAGGAGGCAGUGCAGAGGUACUUGGCGAACAGCUCCAAGCGGCACACCAUGCACGCGCCCAUGAGCACGGGCCCAGGCGGUGCCGAGUCCCAGGGCUCCCGGCAGUGGGGCUGGGUCCCAGAGCAGCACCCUCGGACCUCCUAUAAGGACAGUAACACCCUGCACCUCCCCAUGGAGCGCUUCUCCCCUGUCAGGCGCUUCUCAGAUGGAGCUGCCACCAUCCAGGCCAUCAAAGCCCACCUGGAGAACAACACCCUCAUCCGACAGCUCAAACAGGAGUGUGAACAGCUGCAGAAGAUGUAUGCUGGGCCUCAGGAUGAGAAGCUGCUGGAGCACACUCAGCAGCAGCAUAUUCUGUACCAGCAGGAGCAGCAGAUCCUACACCAGCAGAUACAGGCCCUCUCUUUGGGACAUGGAGAAAGCCAGCCUGGCCAUCUUACUCACCAGCUACAGAGGUUGCGCAUCCAGCCCUCCAGCCCACCGCCUACACAUCCCAGCAAUCACCUCUUCAGGCAGCCCAAUCAGAGCCCGCCUCCCGGGAGUGCAGGGAUGAUGCAAGGACACGGUGGGGUGCCUGGAGUGCAGUACCAGCACGCUCCUUCCCUCUACCAGCCCUCGGGAGGGAGCCCGCCCCCCACCAGCCUGCCCCGCAUGGCCCUGCCCAAUCAGCAGCAGCAGCCGCCGGCAGGGCCCGCCCGCGGAGCUGUGGGAUUGGCCCAGGGCAUCCCGCAGCAGCAGCAGGUGACCAUCCAGGUGCAGGAGGUAGAGCUGGGGGGCGGGACCCAGCGGCAGGGCUUCCUGUCCACGCCGUGCGGCCACCGCGUCCUGGGCAAGCAGCUGAGCGCCGACAACGCCGAGACGCACAGUCGCAGCCUGAGCCGGUUCCACUGCUCGUCCACGGCGUACGACCAGUCCCAGUUCAACCCGCACCUGUUUGGCGAGGGGGCGCGGGGGGGCACGGGCGCCAGCAUGGUGGGCGGCUACAACCCCUACCUGCAGGGCACCUCGCUCAAGGUGCCCGGCCUGGAGGGCUACCAGGGCACCAGCCCCGUGGGCAGCUACGGCAGCCCCUCGGCCCUGCAGCAGGCGCUGCUCUCGCCCACGCCCAUGGAGUACCAGCGCUCGGCGCAGCCGCACGUCACGCCCACGCUGCAGGGCCUGCUGUCGCCGCGCCACUCCCUGACGGGCCACGACCCGCGGCUGCCCCCGCAGGACCUGGCGGCGCUGCUGAAGCGCCAGAGCCCGCGCCAGGCGCCCACGCCGCCCGCCGGGCACCAGGACUACGGCGAGCUGCUCCUGCUGCGCCAGCUGAGCCAGAGCGAGGCGCUGGAACCGCCGCCGCCGCCGCCCCAGCAACCCGCCCCGGCGCCCGGGCAGCCCAUGGGCCAGCAGUACCACCCGCUGCUGCAGAUCCGGCCGCCCGACUGCCAGGCGGGUCCCGGCGGGCUGGCCCACUCGGAGAGCAUGGAGGAGGACGAGGCGCCGGGCGGCUACGGGCACGGGCACGAGGGCCUGCUGGCCAAAGCGUCAGCCUGCGCGGAGCAGCACAAGCUCCUGGGGGCGCCGCGGGGGGCCACGCCCCCUUACGCCUCGCCCACGCACAGGCACGCCUACAUGAGGAGCGCCACUGCAAGGGAUUCCGGGAGUGAGCAUGUGGACUGUCGGACGACGGUGGGCCAGGCCAUGGAGGGACCGGAUCACAACGGCGUGGGUUACGGGGCCCAACGGGGGCCGCAGGGGGACGGGUAUCGGGCCCGCGGGCCCCUGCAGCGCCAUCACACCAUCCAGACCUGCGACGACGCUUAUGACCAAGCAGAGCCCAUGUCGGGAAUGAGCCUAUUGGCUGGGAAAGCGCUGAGCUCCGCCCGGAUGUCAGACAUCCUCAGCCAAUCAUCUCUGACGGGAAGCCAGCAGCUGCACCAGAGGGAGGAGUCAGUGUGUGACGUGGAGGGAGAGCUCCACUCUGCUGCGUGCUACCCCUCCUCCUGCACCAGCGACAUGCUCCUCAGCUACAAGCCGCCUGACCUGCAGUACAGCAUGGAGCAGGCAGGGGUCUAACACAGGGGCGUCCGCUGUGUAUAAAGGUCCAUAUCAGCCACCUGUGUUGAACAGCAUCAUGCCAAACCGCCAUUGUCUGUCUGGAGGGGGCACCGUCAGUCUUUGGGGGGGGCAGGG